This is a messenger RNA of Caenorhabditis auriculariae, 2425 nucleotides long. NCBI's taxonomy places the organism in Eukaryota, Metazoa, Nematoda, Chromadorea, Rhabditida, Rhabditidae. The record is from the annotation of a GenBank genome assembly.
AUGGCGUGCCCCACCAACAGGGUGCGCGGUGAUAAAAAGAACACGUCGACGCUGAUAGUGAUAAUGGAUGACGUGGCGCUCUCACGCUCUCGACGGCUGCUCGCGGAGCUCUCGGAGCUCACGGAGGAGCCGCCGGACUGCCUGAUUACCAUGGAAAUGGAAUUCAAGUAGGAGGGACUUCGGUCCACACUUUUUCCGCUCUGUUUUUUGUCAGUGUUUUGGAGACAAGUGCAGCGGUUCGAAGAGCUUGAGUAAUAAAAAGCAGCGUUAAUUAAUGAGCAGGAAUAAUGUGUCUCCAAGGAUUUCUUUCAAUCGAAAUUCUCUGUUACAGAAAAAAAAGGUAGACUAUACGGUAUAUAAGUAUCCGUGUUGAUCGAAUUCAAGUGAGGAAGAGCCGAAAAAUGAAAUCAAGAUAAGAUACACAUUUAUUUAUAUAAAGACUUUCUGCGCUUAUAAAUUAACUUAAAUCAUUUAAGGCACUUGAAGUAAAUUUUAGCCAGGAACUUUUGAAGCUGAGAACUUCGCUCCUUUUUAUUGGAUGACGUAAAAUAUGCGUGAUUCAAUUGAUUCAAUCAGGUUAAUUGUCAAAAAGUAUGGAAUUCUUUUUUUGCUCUAUAAAAAUUUUGAAUAUGGAACUAGAAUGAGUUUCAAAAAAAAGUUCACAUUAAAGUUACUAGCUAAAAAAAUGCAAAUUUAUUCUGACCGCACCACCCAAGUGACCACUCAAUGUUCUGGCCACUUGUCGUUACGUCACAAUCCGCCGCCGAGAAGGAUUAAAAUCGUUCGGUAGGAUAUUCAAAUGCUAAUUGUUUGAUUGGCCGGUGCGAAAGCGCCUGAGAGUGAAUGUAUCCUUCAUAAUAUAAAAACUUAGAUGCGAAAGACAUCCUUGGUCUUACAGCAAAAAAAAGGACAGAAUUUUGACUUUCAAAAUGUUUGAACCGUGAUCUGAGAAAAUCUAAGAUAGGAAAUAACCACAUUACACAAAGGAAAUGCAAACCAUUUCAAAAAAGGCAAAAAAGAGUGAAAAGAAGAACAAAACUUCAUCAAAAGCGGUUCAUAGAAAAAUAAAGUUUACGGUCUCCAGAAUACUAUCGGUAUUAGAUUGCUUUUUAACUCGGAGUUCAAUUAUGUAAUUUUGCUCUCAGAAUAGAUUUUAAACUUUUUGUGCGAGUGCUUUAAUAGUCUUUCGAAAAAUGAACAAUUUUUAAUUUUUAAUUUUCAAAUUUUUUUCGAAUCACUGCCAGUCACUGGUGAUGUCUUUGAAAACAGGAACCUAUCACUGGCGUUUUUCCGAAACUUUGAAUAAAACGAAUACUCUCUACAGCUAAAUCAACGCAAUGACCUGCUCAAACAACACUUUUUUUUGUUAUUUUCCAUCAUUUAUUUUUUACAAAAUCAACAUGAUUUUCAAAAAAAAAAAGCUAUGUAACAUCAGAAACCUGACCCACGCGAAUAGAUUAAGUUUUCACCACAUUCUUCCCAUUUUUUUUUCUUGGAAUGCUCGAAGAAGUGUGUGAAGAACGAACGGCCGGAAGUUGUGUGGUCCUUUUCGUUGUUCUUUUUCUCAUUGGCCUCUUUCUAUCGAUUGCUAGGUCUUUUUUUGAAGCGAAAGAACUCUUGAAAUUCAUAAAAAGUUUGUACUCUGACGAUUAUUUAUUCCAGCCAAAAACUGUUAUUGACAAUUUUGCCUCCGCCAUCGUUUUGGACUAUUCAAUAGCAACUUCCCACACUUUCAUUCUUUUCAUUGUGCCUCAAAGUCUGUUUUCGAACUUCUGUCGAAUCUAGUAAAUUUCAUAAUUUUUUUAUAACUUUCAUAAUUUUUCUUAGCCUUUUUGAAAAAAAUUUUUACCAUUUUUUUAAUCUGAAAGUCAUAUGAAGCUUAAAGAAAGACAAAAUUUUAUUCACCUGUAGAGCACGAGAAACUUAAAAUUUGCAAAACUUUUUACGUCAAAAUAUCAAAACUUAAUUUAAGAAUGACUCUCAUCCUGAGUUUUUUUGAAUAUUAAAGUAUUUUUUUCUUUAACCAAUAGAUUGAUAGAUUCGAUAUUUUUCUCUCAUCGAGGAACUUUGAAUUGUGUAUUUAAAAUAAAUGAUAUCUGGAAGAUAAAGAAAAAAAGAAACCAAGAUUGAAUAAUUCAUUUACAUUUUUCUUAAAAAAAUCUAAUAUCUUUGAUUAAAAAAACUUUUUUUCAUUAUUUUUUUCUCAUUAUCCUUGCGCGACCUCCACAUCCUUCAGAAAUUAAUGAAGUAACUCUUUUGAAAAACUCCUGAAAUGUUUCAUACUAACAGAAUACUUGGCGAACCCAAGGAAGAUGAUGAAUCCGAUGGGAUCAGCAGUGGGACAGCUGUGGAAAUGUUUCGCCUGAAAGGCAAAACCGAAACGAUUUCUCGGCGGCUCUGGACAGAUGGCUCCAGCCACCUGUAG